Messenger RNA from Echinococcus granulosus, 1017 nucleotides. RefSeq names its product LIM/homeobox protein Lhx9. Bases 1 to 1017 code for a protein of 338 amino acids. Gene Ontology annotation, biological process: regulation of transcription by RNA polymerase II; neuron differentiation. Gene Ontology annotation, cellular component: nucleus. Gene Ontology annotation, molecular function: DNA-binding transcription factor activity, RNA polymerase II-specific; RNA polymerase II transcription regulatory region sequence-specific DNA binding. The record is from RefSeq and is a predicted model, not a curated record. NCBI's taxonomy places the organism in Eukaryota, Metazoa, Platyhelminthes, Cestoda, Cyclophyllidea, Taeniidae. The transcript is spliced from 5 exons.
AUGUCACUUGUCUGCGUUGCUCUCGGUGCGGCUUCCAGUUGGACGAAUCUUACGGAAGAUGUUGGGCUAACCGUCACUUCGGAGAUGACGCACUGCGCCAAGUGCAAGGUUCGAAUGCCACAGGGUUCGUUGGUACAACGCAUAUUCGACUGCGUCUUCCACCUGGACUGCUUCACCUGCGCACGCUGCAACUGGAGACUGCAAUUUGGUGAAUAUGUCGCCUUUGCUAAAGGUGAGGUAUUUUGCGCCUGGCACCUCCGUCCGCUUCCACCACCUGCAUCUGUGCAGCCGCAGUCGGAGCUUCCAGAGACAUCGUGGAGUGAUCCAGGGCGAACAAAUGUUGACUCUAUUGAAAACCCUUUGAUUGAAGAAUUCUUCGACGGAGAUGACAAAUCCUCUCAAUCCAAACCGAAUUCCAUGGGCCGAACUUCAAGUGGAUCAGAGCUCGCAUUUGAGGAAGUCACUGUUUUUGAUGAAAAUGGGAAGAUCCCAGCUACUACACUCCGCUCAUUCACUCACCAAAGUCAUGGACAUCAAGGUCAUGCCCUUCAGCAACAACAGCGACCCUCCUCGCGAUCCACCUCCGCUAGCAGCGGUCCCCAACAGCGAUCUAAGCGAGUUCGUACCAGCUUCACUCCACAACAGAUUGCAGUGUUGCAGGCCAGCUUCAAAACGGUGUCGAAUCCUGACGGACAGGAAUUGGAACGUAUUGCUCAAGCCACCUCUCUAACCAAACGCGUCACGCAGGUUUGGUUCCAAAAUGCCAGAGCUCGAAAGAAGAAGAAUGUACAAAACUCCAUGCAACAUCAACAGCCAAGUCCACGAGCUCAAUCUGUUGGUGUUCAGGGAGAGGUGACGGAAGCAUUCAUUCCCAACCCACCACUAACUGGCACAGGUGAUCAAAUGGCAGGUAACGAUUCUGAAGUUUUGGUAUCAUCGCCUCCGUCUCCUCAGCUUACCUCUACGCUGGAAGAGGCUACGUUAGGACCGUAUUUUAGCAAAGGUCCUUGCUUAUAA